Sinocyclocheilus grahami is the source of this 649-nucleotide messenger RNA. Its product is annotated as peroxiredoxin-6-like. Lineage: Eukaryota; Metazoa; Chordata; Actinopteri; Cypriniformes; Cyprinidae. Gene Ontology annotation, molecular function: peroxiredoxin activity. Gene Ontology annotation, cellular component: cytosol; mitochondrion. Gene Ontology annotation, biological process: cell redox homeostasis. The transcript has 4 exons. Bases 55 to 567 code for a protein of 170 amino acids. The record is from RefSeq and is a predicted model, not a curated record.
GCCAUUCCACGCUCACGCGAGCCGACUAUAACACAAGUGCAAAGGAAAACAGCAAUGCCUGGAAUUCUGUUGGGAGACGUGUUACCUAACUUUGACGCAGAGACUACAAUCGGCAAGAUCAAAUUUCAUGAAUUCUUGGGAAAUUCGGACAUAGUGUCGUUUAACCAAGACAAAACCUGCUGUCCCGUGCCUUUCCCCAUCAUAGCCGAUGACAAGAGGGAGUUAUCGGUCUUACUGGGGAUGCUGGACCCUGAUGAGAGGGAUAAAGAUGGGAUGCCCCUCACUGCCCGCUGUGUGUUUGUUGUUGGCCCAGAUAAGAGGCUGAAGCUGUCCAUUCUCUAUCCAGCCACUACUGGGCGCAAUUUCGAUGAGAUCCUCCGUGUCAUAGACUCUCUGCAGCUGACUGCAACAAAGAAGGUGGCCACACCUGUGGACUGGAAGCCUGGUCAAGAAGUCAUGGUCAUCCCUUCUUUGUCAGAUGAAGAAGCCAACAAACUUUUCCCAGCAGGUUUUACCCUCAAAGAGGUGCCUUCUGGGAAAAAAUACAUGCGCUACACUAAACUGUAACUGAUAUAUUGGGGCAGUACUGUAGAAAUGGCAUUUAACUAACAUCAUAUUUAAGUCCAAUUGAUGUGGUGCAUUCUCUGAC